AUGGGCAUGGGCAUCGACUGGUCUGCCGAGGAGGAGAGGGAGGCGGAGGACGACGAGGAGGAGGAGGCCAUCGCGGGCGGCGAGGAGGGCAACGACAAUGUGGCUGAGAAGGAGAAGAAAAGGACAAAGAGAAUGAAAAAAUCAUCAUCAUCAUAAUCAUCUGGUGCUGUAAUGGCAUGUAAGUGAAGCGUCAAAUCAUGUCCCUCAUCCAUGUGUGCAUCGUUGCUUGUCGUGAAUUGUGUGUGUGUGUCUGUUCCUGACGCACCGUGACUGCAGCAUCAUCAUCAUUAUCAUUAUUAUUAUUUUUCUCAUCAUGGUGGCGGCCAUGCGGACAGAGAGGGGCAAAGACUGCAGGCAAGAGCUGGAGACACUAAACGGCUACGUGUAAGUCUUGACGCAGCUAAGGCGUGUUGCUGUGUCUUUAUGUAUCUCUCUCUCUUUCUCUCUCUCUCUCUGUGUGUGUGUGUGUGUGUUUGUGUAUUUCUGGCUGCAGCAAGGCACACAGUCCACCGAUAUCAGGGGGAGAAGGGCAAUCGGACGGACCAUAGCCUGUUCGUCAUGGCUGGCGCCAAGGAGCGUCAUGAUAUGGGUAACAUCCUCGGCGCACAUCCAGUGCAAUACUACGACGUAAGCCAGGGAUGAGGGCGGGCGCGAAGGCAUGUGAUGCAUGCAUGAAAUUCACUCCUCACUGCGUGGGCGUUGUGUUGUCAUUUAUGAGUGCAGCAAUCCAGCCAUGUGCACAAGGUGGCCAAGCGAGAGCAGCGUCCAAGUAUGA
Vitrella brassicaformis is the source of this 775-nucleotide messenger RNA. The record is from the annotation of a GenBank genome assembly. Lineage: Eukaryota; Vitrellaceae.